Messenger RNA from Amoebophrya sp. A25, 528 nucleotides. NCBI's taxonomy places the organism in Eukaryota, Dinophyceae, Syndiniales, Amoebophryaceae. The record is from the annotation of a GenBank genome assembly.
CCGGCCCGUGCAAUCUUGGCCUGAGUUCGCGGAUCACGUAAUGCGCCUGGCCUCGUCGCGAACCGAAAAAGAGAGCGGUCGGAAGAAAACUAGUGCUGCGGGUGGUACUUCUGAGGUAACACAGGGAAGUUCGUCAACUUCCUCGUCAGAGGGAAAAUCUGGUAAAGAUAUUGGCGAAAUUAGCGUUCCCCUUCCGUACUUAGAUCCUAUACUUCUAUUGACGCAUUUGAUGGCCAUGACAACUCAGUACCGCUUGCAAAUGACGGAGGCGGAAACGCUUCUGACGGUGAAAAUAUGCAUCACAAUUCUUCCAUACCUGAAGCUGGAUAGUCCAUUUGCAGAGGGCGAAGAAGAUGAUAAGAACAUGGGCCAUGAUGAUACAGAAGAUGAUAAGAACAAGAGUGGAGCACCGGACUCAUCGGCCGGCAAUGGAAGUGUUAGUUUCCAAGUGUUGACUUUUAUCGUGAAUUUGGUGAUCCAGAACCAUUGGUUGGACAAGUACCUCCUAGAUCUAUGCACGCCCUUGCC